ACCUUGAUAAUAAAAUGAAAUUUGGUUCAUUAUUUAAUAUCUCUACCACUGCCCUUCUCUUUGUAUGGAUCAAAUAUUGUAGUGCUACCAAAGAAGAAAAGGUUGUUGUAGGCUAUUGGGGGUACUGGGAAUCAAAACUGCUGCCUAUCGAACACAUUCCAUGGUCUCAAAUCACUCACCUAAAUUAUGGAUUUGCCACUGUGGAUGAAGAUGUUGUUCCUGUUCUUACAAAUCCAACUCAAUUAACCAAAGCAGUAGGUAUUGCUCAUCAAAACAAUGUCAAAGUGUUAUUAUCCAUUGGUGGUUGGUAUGGGAGUAGAGCCAUGAGCAAAAUGGCCGCAACACAAGAAACAAGAACUCAAUUUGUUGAAAAAGCAGUAGAGUGGGUAUUGGAAUUCGGUUUGGAUGGUAUUGAUAUCGAUUGGGAAUAUCCAGGAAAAAGUGCGCUUGAAUGCAAUACACUUGAUUAUGCAAAUGAUACAGAUAAUUACCUACUCGUACUAAAGCAAUUGCGUGAAGCACUCGAUAACGCGUUUAGUACGAUUAAGGUUGCAGCUGAAGAUAGUAUCUAUUAUAAGAAUCGCAAAGCAAAUACAGCAGAAGACAGAAGCCAUAAGCUUCUUACUAUGGCUGUAGGUACAGCGCCUUUCUUCAAGAACAAUGCACCCAUCACAGACGUAAGCCAUUUUGCUCAAGCAGUCGAUUGGAUAUUUAUCAUGAUGUAUGAUACUUAUGUCGGCAAAUCAGUGAUUGGACCUAACGCGCCUCUCCAAACAUCCAUGCAAGCAGGUGCGAGUGGACAAAGUUUCGCUCAGGCUUGGGAAGCAUGGGCCACGGCUCAUAUGCCUCCAGAAAAGAUCAUUAUGGGCUUACCGUUCUAUGGGUAUGUCUCUAAACCCAAAGAAGACGUGGUUCAUCUUAAGCGACUAUUGGUUACUGCUCAUGCUUCUCGACCUCAAGGCGAUACAGAUGAUGAAAUGUCUUCUUCGCCUUGUCCUAACUCUAAACGUGGUUAUUCAGGGAUGUGGAAAUGGCGCUCUCUGUUGAGUUCUGGUGUUUUGCUGGACUCAAAGACACCAGGUGGCCAAUGGAUCAAGAAUUGGGAUAUGGAAUCUCAAACUCCCUGGCUUUAUAAUCCAGUCACUCAUCAUUUGAUCACCUAUGAUGAUCCUGACAGUAUUGCCAUGAAAGUUAAUUUUGCUAUCUGUAAAGGAGGUCGUGGUGUAGGCGUGUGGGAUGUAUCAAACAAUCAAAAAGAAGCUUGCUUAAAGCUAAGCCCUUCUUCUGCUUAUAGAGUGGUUGGACCACAAUUCAAUGCCUUGAGCAAACAACAACUCUAUUCUCAUUCAACAAAGCUUGUUCCUGCUUGCUACUGCUUCUUUUUGGUCUUUCUCUUGCUUUUCUUGUAAACCAAUCAAAACGAAUAAAAUUUGAUUUGCAACCCCCCGGUUGUUCUCUAAAAAAAAUCUUUCUUUUCUUCUUUAU
Gilbertella persicaria is the source of this 1485-nucleotide messenger RNA. RefSeq names its product glycoside hydrolase. The transcript has 4 exons. The record is from RefSeq and is a predicted model, not a curated record. Gene Ontology annotation, molecular function: chitin binding; chitinase activity. Gene Ontology annotation, biological process: chitin catabolic process; carbohydrate metabolic process. The coding region runs from base 15 to 1409 and encodes 464 amino acids. NCBI's taxonomy places the organism in Eukaryota, Fungi, Mucoromycota, Mucoromycetes, Mucorales, Choanephoraceae. Gene Ontology annotation, cellular component: extracellular region.